Molecule: messenger RNA, 378 nt
Organism: Mytilinidion resinicola
Lineage: Eukaryota; Fungi; Ascomycota; Dothideomycetes; Mytilinidiales; Mytilinidiaceae
Exons: 1
Coding region: 149-364 (71 amino acids)
Source: RefSeq, a predicted model, not a curated record
CCCAGCAUUAGUGCCCCCCUCUUUCUACUACUUUCAUCCCGCACAUUCCGAAAGCCUGUCAAGCAGCACUGUAACCUCUCCGGCGUCUCUAUCGACCUAACUUCGCAUUCCCACAGUUCCAAAGCUCAGAUAAAUCGGCAGCAUAAUCAUGAAUGUGAGACAGAGAAAAGAAAUGAGUACAUCCAAGUAUCAGCAGACUUUGCCAUCCUCGACCAACCUCAAGUACGCCGAGCUUACGAAUCUUGACCUAUCCACCUUCGACCAACCCGGAGGGAAGCAAAGACUUGUUGCUCAACUCAAGGAUUCCAUUGAAAGUGUCGGGUUCUUCCACGUCACAAACUCGGCCUCGGCGAGGAAGAAGUGAGCGAUAAAUUUGCU